CUUAGCUCAGUCCAAGGCUUCACUUCAUACAUCCCUCGCCAUUUAUCGUCGUCGAGCCACCUCGCCAUGAUCCACAUCUCCGCGCUACACGGUAACCUGAUCCUCGCCGCCAUCGGUCGAAUCGCCGUUAGAUACCCAAACGAACUGGCCAUCGGGUCCAUGUCAUACGGACAGCUCGCCUCGAACGUCCUGAGUUCAGCUUCCAACCUGCUCAGCGUCUCUUUGCCGGAAGGCAUGCUGGGAGGCUACGACCUCGAGGAGGAAACGGUCAUCAUGCCGGGUCUCGGACUGGAUGCCAAAGUCGUAGGCCUACUGGCUACAUGGGCUGCCGGAGGCAUCGGUACAUCGAGCGACCAUCCCGGGGAAUUAGACAGUCCGGACCUGCCUCUGGUGUUCUACGAUCCAUCGACCUCGUUGGGCGGCGAAGCGCACCAUCCCUACAGGCUAGCCGAGCUGGAGCUGCAUGACGUUCGACCCCGACGGGAGGGUGAUGAGACGGUCUACGUGGACAAUACGCAAGUCGCCUCCUGGCUCGCCGAGCUGGAACUGACCGACCUCGAGCGCAAGGCGUAUGUCGUCGAAAAUUCUUUACAGGGCGUCGAUACCCAAGAAGCCCAGGUUCCCAUCGAAGCCGAGCGCAUUACCCUAACUCACCGUCAAGUCGCCUCGCUAGUCUUUGGGAUCAACAACAACGACCCGUCACCCGAACAAUCUCAGCUCCCGCCCAAGGACCUGGAACUAUUUCAGCGGGUAGCUCGAUUGCUUCAACAGCCUGGUUCAACGAAAUGAGGAGUUGGUGUGA
This is a messenger RNA of Filobasidium floriforme, 802 nucleotides long. RefSeq lists its product as uncharacterized. The transcript has 2 exons. Bases 67 to 789 code for a protein of 240 amino acids. The record is from RefSeq and is a predicted model, not a curated record. NCBI's taxonomy places the organism in Eukaryota, Fungi, Basidiomycota, Tremellomycetes, Filobasidiales, Filobasidiaceae.